AUGUUAGAAGUAACACCAGCAAUAGAGAUACCAAUGGUGGUUAUAGUGACAAUGACAAUAGUGAUAAUGAUGGUGGAGGUAACAUUGGUGGUGGUGACAACCGAUGGUGGUAACAAUGUUGGUAGGGUGGUUGUGGUAGUGGUGUUAGUGUUGGAAGCAACUGAUGGUGGUGGUUAUGGUGGCAAUGAUGAUGACGGAUGUGGUAUCGUUGGUAGUGGUGAUAGUGAUAGUGACAUUGAUGGUGGUGGUGGUAGCAGCAAUGUCGAUGGUGAUGUCGGUGGUGACAAUGAUGAUAAUGGUGUUGGUGGCGCCACCAAAGUGGUGGUGGUUGUAGUGACAGUGACGAAAGUAGUGGUGAUAGUGACAAUGUUGGUGAUAACGAUAAUAAUAAUCAUGAUGGUGACAAUCAGGUACAAUGGUGAUAACAAUGAUGGUAGUGGUGUUGGUGUGAUCAUGACAAUGAUGGUAGUGGGGGAUGCUAGUAGCAAUAUUGGUAUUGGCAACAAGUGUGGUGGUGACAAUAACGGUGACAUUGAUGGUAGUGGUGGUGAUGGCAACGAUGGUGACAGUGACAGUGGUGGUUGUGUUAGCGGUGUUGGUGACGAAGGUAAUGGUGGUAACAAUGAUAAUGGUGGUGGUGAUAGUAAUGUCGAUGAUGAUAGUAAUAACAAUGUUGGUGGUCAUGGUAGUGACAAUUAG
Messenger RNA from Glycine soja, 699 nucleotides. RefSeq names its product N66 matrix protein-like. The transcript is spliced from 2 exons. The coding region runs from base 1 to 699 and encodes 232 amino acids. NCBI's taxonomy places the organism in Eukaryota, Viridiplantae, Streptophyta, Magnoliopsida, Fabales, Fabaceae. The record is from RefSeq and is a predicted model, not a curated record.